This is a messenger RNA of Antechinus flavipes (yellow-footed antechinus), 2855 nucleotides long. It is a transcript of the gene NMRK1, whose product is annotated as nicotinamide riboside kinase 1. Gene Ontology annotation, cellular component: cytoplasm. The transcript has 10 exons. Bases 225 to 857 code for a protein of 210 amino acids. NCBI's taxonomy places the organism in Eukaryota, Metazoa, Chordata, Mammalia, Dasyuromorphia, Dasyuridae. The record is from RefSeq and is a predicted model, not a curated record.
GCGUUAAGGCUUUCGGCGUCCUGGUGGCGAGUCUUCAGCUGAUCACAUCUACGGAUCCCCCGGCUGGCACUAUAUACUGCUCCCCUCUAGAGAGCCAAGGGAGAGGCAGUGCCUGUGUGGGACUGCGGAACUCUGCGGCACCCAGGUACUUUGAGGAGGGACUUGGCUCUUAGCAUUGUGCCCGACUGGCAUAUCCUAACUUGGAAAUAAUUUGGAAGCACACUAUGAAAGCAUUUGUCGUUGGAAUUAGUGGUGUAACAAAUGGUGGGAAGACAACCCUGGCCAAAAAACUCCAAAACCAGCUCCCAAAUUGCAGCGUGAUCUCACAGGAUGAUUAUUUUAAGCCAGAGUCUGAGAUCAAGAUUGAUGAGAAUGGAUUUCUGCAGUAUGAUGAACUUGAAGCUCUCAAUAUGGAAACACUGAUGUCUGCUGUCUACUCCUGGAUAAAAAACCCCCCAAAUUCCCUAGAAACAGACGACUUGGAAAGUGCUGAGGAAAUCCCUAUUUUAAUCAUUGAAGGUUUCCUUCUGUAUAAUUAUAAGCCUCUUGAUACUGUAUGGAAUAAAAGCUAUUUUUUGACCAUUCCAUAUGAAGAGUGCAAACGAAGAAGAAGCACCAGGGUCUAUGAACCACCAGAUCCUCCAGGAUACUUUGAUGGGCAUGUGUGGCCAAUGUAUUUAAAACACAGAAGAGAAAUAGAAGACAUCAAAAGGAAUAUAGUUUAUUUAGAUGGGACAAAAUCUGAGGAAGACCUUUUUUCACGGGUCUAUAAUGACCUGAUAGAAGAACGAGAAAAACAGAAAUGUCUGCAGAUAACUCCCAAGGUACCUUCCAACUCAACAUCUAGGAUCCUAUGAAUAACAUCAAAAUCGGGGAUUCAUCAGAGUUCUUUUUAAUAUGGAUCAGAAAAAUCUAAAAAACGCUAUUCAGUCACAUAACCAAGAGAAUGAUAAUAUGGUCACCACUAGAGUGUAAAAGAAAAAAUUCUAGAUGAUUUCAGAUUACUAAAAUGACCAGUCUUGGUUCCAGAAGACUGAUGUUGAAAUAUGCUUUUCUUAUCUUGGCAGAGAGAUGAUGGAUUAAAGGUAUGGAAAGCUGCAUAUCUGUAAAUGCCAUUAACUGAUGGUUAGUGUGUUGGGGGUCAAAGGAUGGGAAAGGCCUUGCUCAACAUGUUUUUUUUUUUUUUUUUUUAAUGAGAGUAUUUAUAUGGGAGUAUUAAGAAAUGACAAUGAUGUAGGAAAAAAUUAAAAUCAUCAAUAGAAUAUUGAAAGAGAGUGAACCAAAAUUAUUUUUAUUCUAAAAGUUCAGUAUCUUGAUAUUGUCAGCUCCAACUGAGUCUUAGCUCUGAUGGUGUGAAGCACAUAUGAAAAGGAGUUAGCCUCCAAAAGUCUUUAAGCAAAUAAAAGUAUCAUCUUCCACCAUCUGCAUGCACCAAGUCCUCCACAACUUCCCUACUCCCUGCCAUGUGCUCCUGUCUCUGUUUUAAAAGACAUUUCCCUUGUCUUUACUACUCAUUGAAAUCAUCAAUACAAUCACUGUCCCUCAGCUUCAGUGCCAAAAGUCUAGAAAGAAGAAUUUACAUUUGCUAUUUUCUUUGAUUCCUUUCUUUGCAAUCUGACUUCUAUAUUUCUUACUCUACUAAAACAGUUUUUUUCAAGGUUACUAAGGAAUAUAAACUCAAUGGCUCCUUGUAGAUCCUAAUCCUUCUUGACUUUUCUUAUUUGGACAAUUCCUCUUUUUUGAUAGCUGCACUUGCUUCUCCAACACUGGGCUCUCAUUUCUCUGACCAUUUCUGUCCUUUGUCUUUUGUUAGUUUCUUCUCUGGUAUUUUAAUGUAGAUGUCUCCCAAAUGUCUGUCCUUGCCCCUCAUAUUUUCUCUUCCUAUAUUUAAUGAUGUCAUCCAUUCCUCUGUUUUCAUUUACCACCUCUCUAGAUGAAACCCAAACUGUAUUUUUCUCAACCUCUCCCUAAAACUUCUACCUUACAGUCCUAACUUUUGCUAGCUGUCUCUCCUUGGGUAGCUUGGCAGUGCUUUAAAUUCAAAUGUUAAAAGCUGAACUCUUGUUCUCCAAAAUUUAUCCUUCCUCCUUUGUUUUUCUUUGUUUCACUUGAUGGUGUCUCCAUCCUCCUAGUUGCUCAAUUUAAGUAUCUUAAAAUUUAACUCUUUCCUAACAUUAACCCUCACAAUACAUACCCAGUCAUUUGCCACUUUAAUUUUAUCUUCACAAUAUCUGUCUAGCCCAGUCCCUCCUUUCCACUUCUAAACUGCACUUAUUUAUUCUCUUAUUUAUUUUUACUAUUGUAAUAAAUAUUAUAACUAACUUGUCUUCCUGCCUCCAAUCUAUCACUGCUGCUCUGAUAGUUUUCCUCAUACAUCACUCUGAUCGUAUUCUUAAAGCUUCUGCAGUUUCUUUUAUCUAACACCAAAUCAAAUAUAAAUUCCUGUUCCUAGCAUUCAAGUCUCUCCACAAUUUGGUUCCAACCUACACCCACUUUUCAUUAUAGUCUUAUCUUCCAACUAAACUGGUCUAUUUUCUUCCUGCCUUCUCUUAUCUCCAUUGCCUUUGCUCACACAAUUCCUUAUAUCAGCAAUAUCCUAUUUGAAUUUUCACCUAUUUGAUGGAUCCACCUUCAAAACCCAAUUUAGGUGCCUCCUCCGUUUACAAACCUCAAUCCCAAGUGAAAAUGAUGCUUCUCAGAUUUCUCCUACGACUUUGGCUAAACCUGUUUAUUUAUGUUGAUUAUUUGUGUUAAUCAUCUCCCUACUAGAUUUUAAGAAUAAAUUUUGUAUGUCUCCAGCACGUAGCACAAUGUCUGUACACAUUAAGCACUUAAUAAAUAUUUCCUGAAAUUGA